Molecule: messenger RNA, 684 nt
Organism: Cadophora gregata
Lineage: Eukaryota; Fungi; Ascomycota; Leotiomycetes; Helotiales; Ploettnerulaceae
Exons: 1
Coding region: 1-684 (227 amino acids)
Molecular function (GO): protein binding
Source: RefSeq, a predicted model, not a curated record
AUGAGCGCCACUGUCAACGUGCUCCUCCUCGCCGCAGACAACCCCGCCAAAGUCCUUCAGUAUUUGCAAGAAAACCCUUCGAGUGCAUCUAUUCAAGACGAGCAUGGCUACUCUCUCGUACAUGCAGCCGCAUCGUACAAUCACAUCGAGCUUCUGAGAGCAGUAGUUGAAGAUUACCAUGUCGACGUGAACAUCAAGGACGAAGAUGGAGAAACUGCUCUAUUCGGAAUUGAGACAGUGGAGAUCGCAAAGAUAUUGGUGGAAGAGCUACACGCGGAUAUAACAGUCAGAGGCGAGCCGGGACAGUCUGCAAGAGAGCGAAUUGCCGAGGAUGGCGAUUUCCCCGAGGUCGCUGUAUACUUGCGAAUGAGAGAACUCCAGGACCAGGUCAAUGGUGCUGGUGGACUCAGAUCGCGCAGUGCUAUAACACCAACAUCUCAACCAGACAACAGCAUCGAGCGACCUGCGCCUCUUCCUGAAGGGAUGUCUGUAGAAUUUGGAACUAUGGUACCCGAAGAUGCAGGCGAGCUAGUGGACCCAGAAUUCAGGCGCAGGAUCGACGAAUUGGCCGCUAGGGAUGAUUUCAACGAAGAAGAAGGGCAGGAAGCCUUACGGAAACUGGUAAAGGAAGCUCUUGGGGGUGAAGUGGGAGAAGAGAGAAGCAGUCGCCAACGAACAAGUUGA